This is a messenger RNA of Suillus paluster, 3522 nucleotides long. RefSeq lists its product as uncharacterized. The transcript is spliced from 10 exons. The record is from RefSeq and is a predicted model, not a curated record. NCBI's taxonomy places the organism in Eukaryota, Fungi, Basidiomycota, Agaricomycetes, Boletales, Suillaceae. The coding region runs from base 1 to 3522 and encodes 1173 amino acids.
AUGUCCAAAUACUGUGAAUUUCCUGACUGCGAAGGCGGCCCAUACACCAAUGAAGAGGCCCGAAAACACAAAUGGCGCUAUCACUCCUUCCCUGCUUCCUUCAUCAUCGGGGGACGCGAGUACAUCGUGGCACAAUCCGACACUCACUAUGCCUGCCCAUUGCCUGGGUGUGACAAAGAAUUGAGGAAGCGCGACGACAUGCAGAAGCACGUCAUCGCUGACCACAACGGCGGCGUCUCCAUCAAGGUCUUUGACACUCGUGAUACUCGUGAGCAUCGUCGGACAGCUGCUAAUGAUCGCCUUGUAUUGACCCGCGCCGUUUUGUGCUCAGCGAUGGACCAAGACCGUGAUGUCUCAGCGCAAGCUCUUGUGCCAGGGACUCCGUCCCCUCAGGGGAUUAUUCCCACAGUCGACGAUGGGUCUCCUGUCGAUUCUGACACGGUUAAACUCCUGCCGUCGGUGGACUACUUGAAGUCGAACGAGGCUCUUGAUGCGCUGGGGGUGCCUUCUACAGCUGUUCAACAGGCUUUCUUGGCUUUCUGCUCCGAAGCCGAGAUUUACGAAAAACCCGAGUGCGUCAAGCUACCAAGUGCUGGAGGACCUCCCAUUCAGCUCAUCAGUCCCCCCACCGCCGGUUAUGCAUGUGUUAUGUCAACUGACUGCACCUACUCUGUCAAGGACUUGCCAACCAUGCAAAGGCACUGCAGGGAGAAGCACAAGACGGAGCCCUUAGCAAACGUUCGACAUCGAGCAUGCCUCGUUCAACGGAUUUUCACUGGGGUCAGAGGCUCAUAUUUCGAGAUCUCAAACGACCUUCUUCCAGGAGCCAGACCUCAGCUCAAAGACAGGCUCAAAGAAACGUUCUUGCCUGGAUUGGAUGCUCCCUUGGUCGUUCCCGCUGACACGGAACGAGAACGCACCCCGCUUGUCCGCUGCAUGGCCUGGGACACGUUCAUGACAGAAACCCGCAUGAACCCCGCGCAGAGACGAGCGGCACAAGAAAUCAAGAAGCAGCACGCUGACAAGGAACACGAUGGCAUCCUCACCCGACUCGCUGAGACGGUAGACGAUCAUUUCCACAAAGCAGCGACUAUCUUGGAUGGUCAUCCCCAGAAGCUCAGCCUAAGCAAAAUCUUGGUGCACGGCAAAAACAUACCCCGAGAGACGCGAGUUAUUUCACCACCGCUUGGGAUCAUCUUUGCUGACCCUCCUUCCGAUCCCCAUGCCUCGCGUCGCAGCAGGAUGAUUUCCUACCACAAUCUGGCUUGGUCCCUCGUCGAUGCCGACCCGACGCAGUGCGAUGCAUCGUGGGCAAACCCUAUUCAGAGAGCCAUCUGGCUCAAGGCAUUGCGCGCGGAUGGAAAUUUCUAUGAAGCCACGGAUCUCACUCCCGACCUCGCAAAAUGGAAGUACUUUUGCAAUUUGGUCGCGAUCCUGCAAGCAUUGUUGGACAAAGACCAGGAUACAGACGGCGUGCAUCCAGAUGACUUCGAGCGCGUCGCUCGUGUACACGAGAAAGCGCUGUCGCUGGGUCGCCCUACGUCAUUCAAUAUGAUUUAUGAAAUGCAGCAGUAUGCAUCAUCUCUGGCGUUCAAUCAAACGCAGGAGGCCAAAGUGUUCGUCGAUCCAGACUUCAAAUGGAUCACCAUCGGGGUGGAAACGAUGCACCUGGACAAGCUGCGAGAGGGCAUCCAGCAUCUAGCACAGGACAUGAAGUCACGCUACAGGGCCCUUACGCAAAGCAACAACGUGAUGACCAAGAUGCCAGAUCAGGUGAAGGAUGAUCUCACAAACACCACGAGGGGCUACUCUUUUAUAUCGGAGAACCCGUUUUUCGAGAAGCGCCAUUCUCUCCUUCUCUUCUUGGUGGAGCAGUAUAACCUUGCUAUGGUGGACAACGCGGGUCGCAUCGCAUGGAACAUACCUGCAGUCAAGGAACUGCUGAGACGCACCCUGCGCAUCUGGGAGCCGGCAUACCAUUUGCUCUACAUCACGACCCACAUUUCUUCGCGCGGAACUCAAUUUAUUGAUCAUCAAAUCUCCAAUGCUGACCGACACAGGAAUCUAUUUAUGCAAGGAGCCGAGAUGUUCCUUCUGACCGGAUACAGGAUUGUGUAUGGCAAGGAUGCAGAGCAUCUCUACAGAACCUACCUCUGUGUCGGGGAUGGGAAGAGAAUCAGCCCGGCAAGGUUCUCUGCGAACGUUCAGCACAUGAACUAUGAAUACUUCGAAUGUCGAUGGGGAUUGAGAGAUUUCCGCCAAGGCACGAUCACAAUGGGUCGUGAAUUCAUCUCUCCCAACGAGUCCAAAGAUGGGUGUCGAACGAAUGGCACAUCUUCCUCAGGUCUCGGUUCCUCGCCGCCUCAACAACCGGUUCGAUUGCGUCGUGCGGAAAUCGCGAGAGCGACGCGAGGGGUCGACUUCGAGUCCAUCUCUGACCAAGUCGUAAAGACCAUGACUGGCGUUCUCACCUCAUUUUUCAACGACGACAUAAAGACCCUCAUCCAACACGCCGUCUCUGCGAGCUUGCAAGAACACCAGAAAAGUAACGAUCCCACCGGACUCAGUUUGUCUAGCGGCUGGGCGCCGCCUGCCAUGGAUCUGGAAUUUAAUACCUCGGAUUUGUUCUUCCAGGACGGGGACAGACUCUCCCUUCCACCCUCUUCUGCUGCCCGCCGUCUCCCAUUUGAAUAUCACCGGACUUAUUAUUGCCGGACCCCGGCCCCCUCCCCCGACAUUGUGCCCACCAGCGAUCAGGAAGAAAAUGUUUCACGGUCAGGAAAUCGAAGGGGACAGCUGGAGCCCUAUGAUGUCGGCCAGCCUCCACCAGCCACCCCUGCCCCUAUGGCUAACGCCUCAUUACCUAGCGAUCUGGGAGAAUUACCCGCGUCCUCGCCAACCACCGCCACCGCCAAGUGGAAGGCUACAGCCCAUGCCUUCGACCAGCCUCCGUCAUUCACCACCGUCAUGAAUUCUUCGAAAGGGAGGUCCAGGGCGCAGGCUAUUGAACACCCGCCGCCGUUUACACUCGCUGGCAAGCAUGGGCCGUCUAGGACCGUCGUCAAUGCUUCCAAGGCGAAAGCCAGAGACGAAAGUAUUAAACAGCCCCAUUCCACCGCAUCAGCCCUGUCGAGUUCACCCGCUGUGGCGACAGCAGUGCAUGCUUUUGACCGGCCGCCUUCAUUCGCCUCCAUCAUAGAUCCUUCAACAGGGAAGGCUAAGGUGCAGGCUGUUGAAUCGCUAUUCACACCCACUGGCAAGCCUGGACCGUCGAGGACCAUCGCCUAUGCUUCCAAGGGAAAAGCCAGAGACGUCAGCAUCACCCAGGCCCAUUCCUCUGUAUUGUCCCUAUCGAGUUCACCUGCAGUAGCGCCGAUGGCAUACCGCAAACAUCAUCGCCCUCAGCAUAUCAGCGAGCCGGAUGAUGAUGAUGAGGAAGCGCCUAGGAAGCUCAAGCGUCUUCGUCGCCCAGCACCGCAGCUCCAGACGUUCAGAUGGAGACCAUCAGCCAACCAGCGAUGA